Messenger RNA from Macroventuria anomochaeta, 1807 nucleotides. Its product is annotated as PLP-dependent transferase. Gene Ontology annotation, molecular function: pyridoxal phosphate binding; carboxy-lyase activity. Gene Ontology annotation, cellular component: cytoplasm. Bases 95 to 1645 code for a protein of 516 amino acids. Lineage: Eukaryota; Fungi; Ascomycota; Dothideomycetes; Pleosporales; Didymellaceae. The transcript is spliced from 4 exons. The record is from RefSeq and is a predicted model, not a curated record. Gene Ontology annotation, biological process: carboxylic acid metabolic process.
GCUCUUCUGACUUCAUCGUUGUUUGUGUACUGACACUGUACACUACUGCAAAGUAUAUUGAUCUCGGAGUUUUGCUGUCUAGAUCUCUUACAGCAUGACGGGAUCUCCCACCAAUGGCAAUGGCAGCCCCGCGGAGGUGCCCCUCAACCGCUCAGAGGAGGUCAGAGACCUGCUCGAUGCUGUCCAAGAGCUCAUCAUCCCCUUCAUUGCUGCCGCAGACCACGAUGCAGACACCAAGCACACCGGUCAUGGUCUCGCCAUCAAAGGUGGUGCACCUCGUACUGCGCUCGUCGAGCACCACCCACCAAAGAAGCUGGAAGCUUUGCUGCAUAAUCAAUUGAAGAUUGGCGACGAUGUCGAGAAGGGCAAGGACAGGCUGAUCAGCCUGGUUGACUCGGUCCUGAAGUACAGUGUAAACACAUGGGACCAGGGAUUCAUGGACAAGCUCUACGCAAGCACAAAUGCGGUAGGAGUAGUAUCUGAACUCCUUCUCGCAGUGCUGAACACAAAUGUCCAUGUCUACCAAGUCUCGCCAGUAUUGACCUUGAUCGAGAAAGCCACCACAAAGUACCUUGCGACUCUCUUCGGUUAUCCCUCGCAGUUCUCCGGUGGUAUCUCCCAGCCCGGCGGCAGCGCAUCAAACAGCUCUGCCAUUGUAAUUGCACGCAACACACUUUACCCAAACACGAAAACCGAAGGCAACGGCAACCACAAAUUCACUCUCUUCACAUCAGCACACGGCCACUACUCCGUCGAGAAAGCAGCAAACCUCUUCGGCCUCGGCAGCAAAAACGUCAUCGGUGUUCCCGUCGACGAUGCAGGACGCAUGCGCGCCGAUGAACUGGAGCGCCUAGUCAAAAAAAGCAAAGAAAGAGGCGAAACACCCUUCUUCGUCAACGCAACAGCCGGCACCACAGUCCACGGCUCCUACGACCCCUUCCUUGCCCUCAGCAAGAUAUGCAAGGCCCACAACUUGUGGCUGCACGUCGAUGGCAGCUGGGGCGGCAGCGUGAUCUUCAACUCCGAGCUCGCGUCCACGCGCCUUGCUGGCUGUGAGCUAGCGGACAGUAUAGCGAUCAACCCGCACAAGAUGCUCGGCGCGCCUAUGACGUGCUCGUUUCUGCUCGGCCGCGACAUGCGCACCUUCCACAAUGCGCUCACCUUGCCGGCAGGCUAUCUCUUCCACAACGAAGGCGUGGACGUGAAUGAUAUCUAUGACCUCGCGGAUCUGACGCCGCAGUGCGGACGCCGAGCAGAUAGCUUGAAGAUGUUCCUCAUGCUGCAGUACUACGGACCGCAGUACUUCCGCGAUCUGGUUGCGAGAGGGUUUGAGAACGCAGAGUACCUCCUCAAGAAGCUGAAGGAGGACGGAAACUUCCUCACAAUCAGCCCCGAGCCGGUGCCGUGCUUACAGGUGUGCUUUUACUUUGCACGAGGGGGCAAGUUGGGCAAGGAUCCGGAGGCGAAUGGUCGCAUCACGAGCGAAACUGCCCACCGACUGAUUCCACGAGGCUUCAUGAUCGAUUUUGCGCCGGGCGAGAAGGGCAAGUUCUUCCGCGUUGUUGUGAACGGUGGGACGAGGAGAGGAACACUGGAUGGGCUCGUCAAGGCGUUGGUUGACACCGCUGAAGAGCUGGGAUAUUAGCACCACCCGGGGAAAGGACGACGUCUCAGUUCAAGAAUGUUGAAGAUGUGGAAAAGCUUUCUUGCGAGGACGCGAAUCUCCUUGCUCAGAGAUGAUGUAUCGAUGAAGUACACGACCAUCACCUACGCCGACAUUCUAAAAAUUAGAUUUUGCUAAAUCUCC